GGCAACAGUGAUGGCCAAACAUGUGUAGAUUGAGAAUUUUUCAUAAAAUGUGUGUAUUUUGAGAAUUUUUUUUUAAAUAGGUAUAUUUUGAAUUUUUUUUUAAACAGGUCCAAAGGAUCAACGGCCCAACAGAAUUGUCUAACGAUGGAAACGUGGGUGAAUUUGGAACUAAUAAGGUAGUUGGUCAGUCUCAGAGAGCUGAAACGUGCACCGAUCCUGCACCAGGCACCUUGAUCGUUAUUAUAUAAAGCAGAUUGUGAUGAUUUUUCUCUUCUGUCAUCAACUUUGUUAGCAGGCUUUCACCUUUAGGUUUCUUCCAGCUCCGACAGCAAUUUAUUUUGCUUCCAGGUCCGUCUCCCGUCUCCCGCCUUCCAUCUUUCUGCUUUUUUUAAGAUGUCUGGUCUCUAGAGUUUGAGAUUAAUGAACACCAACAAGUCUGUGUGUGUUUCCCUCUCCUGGGUCUCUCGUAGUUUGAUUUGCAGUUCAUCCUGGGAAAGGGAAGGAUAGAACUUUAGUAGGACUUGGCUAACAUGAGUGGCUGAACUUCUGAUACUAACAUGGCUUGGAAAUUGAGGGUAAACCAGAUACAACUCGUGAGGUCCAUGGCCGACUCAGCUGCUGGGAAGAAGCUUAUCCGCGUGGAUGUGAGUUCUGACACUAUAUGCCCAUGGUGUCUUGUGGGGAAGAGAAACCUGGACAAAGCUAUAGCUGCCUCUACAGACAGAUUUGAUUUUGAGAUCAGAUGGCACCCUUUCUUCCUCAAUCCCGCUGCACCUAAAGAAGGGAUGAACAAACUGCAAUUUUACAAGGACAAGUUUGGACCUCAACUUGAUGGAGUUGUAGCACGGAUGACUGAGGUCUUUAGAGGCCUUGGUCUGAACUAUAACCUGUCCGGCCUCACGGGAAACACUCUAGACAGCCACAGGCUUAUAUAUUAUGCUGGAAAGCAGGGUUCUGAUAAGCAACAUAACCUUGUUGAGGAGCUGUUCCUUGGCUACUUCACUCAGGCUAAGUACAUUGGAGAUAGAGAAUUUCUUUUGGAAUGUGCUCAGAAGGUUGGCCUAGAAGGUGCAGCAGAGUUUCUCGACGAUCCCAAUAAUGGGCUCCAAGAGGUAAUGGAAGAGCUCAACAACUACUCCUCGAACAUUAACGGAGUCCCAUACUACGUGCUGAAUGGGAAAGUCAAGCUGAGUGGUGGUCAGCCACCAGAGGCAUUCCUGAGAGCUUUUGAUGCUGCUUCAAAUUGAUGAGCUGAAAUUACAUCCCCUGACAAGAGUCUAUGUAUGUAUGUGUGUUAUCAAUAAAGGAGCUAUAUAUAACGCUCGAAUUCAGCCACGCAUAGAAUUCUAUUCAUGUGCUAGCUAUGAAUAAAGGACCUACACCUACAUUUAGUUGUUGUAUUCUUGUCAUGUACACUAAAAGAAUUGUGUGUAAUAAUGAGAGAUUGCGAGCCUGCGUGCGUUCAAGUGCUUAAGCCUUAAUGUAUGAACACAGUGAUCCCUCUACAACAGGGAAUUUCCUUCUUUUGUUUGGUUGAUGAAUAAAUGGAAUGGAAUAGU
Molecule: messenger RNA, 1559 nt
Organism: Linum trigynum
Lineage: Eukaryota; Viridiplantae; Streptophyta; Magnoliopsida; Malpighiales; Linaceae
Source: the annotation of a GenBank genome assembly